AGAGCUUACAUAAUUCAAUCGAUAAAAUGUCUGAGAAUUAUUCACCCCUUCUUUUUUGCCAUCCCUUGUUCAUUCAACGCGUUGAGCUUACGGCUCGUCCUCACUCAUUUCAUACCACACUCUCUCAAUCUCCGUCCUCAUUCUUUUAUAUAUAAACUUAUAGAACAACCUCACAACCACAAAAAAUGGCCGCUCUCAAGUUGUUCAAUCUUCUCGCCUUGGCCUCAGUUGCUCUUCUUGCAUUCCAGUCUGGUCCUACAUCCGUCAAUGCCUUGACAACAGACCGCUCUCAUGUCGCUCGUUAUGCUCGUGCUCAUGACCUCGCCGCAAAGAGAAGGCGUGACACAACCUCGUCUACUAGCAAUGGUCGGUGUAAGCCAAAACCAACAGAUAGCAGCACUGUCGCGUCCUCCUCCUGGACCUCAACUUAUGUUGCCAGUCCCACUGAGACGUCUUCGACAACUGUAUACGUACCGGCAUCAACCUCAACAACUUCCUCUUCCUACGCCGCAACCUCCACCCCCGCUUCCACUGGCAGCUCAAGUGGCAAGAAGUGGGGUUUGGCCUGGAACAACGGUAAUGCUGACUACCUCCCCACCUUCGCUGCUCGUCCCAAUGUUGGCUUCAUUUACACUUGGAGCCCUUACUUGCCCUCGAACCUUUAUGGCCUUCAGGGCAUUCCCAUGCUUUGGGGUUAUGACCAGAUUUCUGACUUCCAGAGCUUGGUCGUCGCCGGUUACGCUAACUACGUCCUUGGCAUGAACGAGCCCAACGAAUCCAGCCAGUCCAACAUGAGCCCCUCCGAUGGCGUUUCGCUCUGGCAGCAAUACAUCAACCCUUUGAAAGACCAAGGCUACUACCUCGUCUCCCCUGCUUGCACCAAUGACCAGACUGGUCUUGACUGGAUGGCUAGCUUCUUCCAAGAGUGCUCUGGUUGCCACAUUGACGCCGUCGCGUUCCACUUUUACGGCACUGAUGCUCAAGCUUUCAUCACCUAUGCCACUCAGCUCCACAAUCUCUACAACCUGCCCAUCUGGGUUACGGAGUUUGCUGACCAGAACUUCAGUGGUGGUUCACAGGCCACCCAGGAUGAGGUUUAUGCUUUUGCUAGCACCGUCGCCAACUUUGUCGACAGCACUGAGUGGUUUACCGUUGCCUUCCCAUUCGGCCUUAUGAGUGACCUUCAAGGCGUGAAUACAGACAACUCUCUUCUUGGCAGCGAUGACCAGCCCACUUCUCUUGCCUACACCUACUUUGGCUAGGGAAAUUUAGCUCUGAUCAUGACUAAUACAUAGCCCGCGGGGUUCAGGCUUGUAGCCCUAUCAGCUUCGCUAUAUUCCCGAUGAUACCCUCAAUAUUUCAUAUGCCACUCUUGGAUUCACUUCAUUCUACUUAUCGUUUAUCUCACCAUCGCCCUUAUCUGGUCGCAAGUAGUGUGCUGGUUUCGCAUGUCGCCUGGUGUGCGACGCAAUCGACCGUAAAGUCGUGCAUUUGUCGAACAAUGCAGACUUUAUUUCCGCAAUUAGAUAUACUGUUUUCUGUGAGCGAGCCUCAGACUGAAAGCAUGUUACCAUGAAAAUUCCCAGGCUGCAGUUCAGACUUAGUCGUGAUCAAUAUAGAUAAUUCUAUAAAAGGAAAUAGCGAUCAAUUGCGACUUGCACAGUGACGAGCUGACAGUGAGCGCAUGUGUUUUCUCGACGGGAUCCCGUGUACGGCGUGCCGU
This is a messenger RNA of Suillus clintonianus, 1723 nucleotides long. RefSeq names its product glycosyl hydrolase catalytic core-domain-containing protein. Gene Ontology annotation, biological process: fungal-type cell wall polysaccharide metabolic process. Gene Ontology annotation, cellular component: fungal-type cell wall. The transcript has 6 exons. Lineage: Eukaryota; Fungi; Basidiomycota; Agaricomycetes; Boletales; Suillaceae. The record is from RefSeq and is a predicted model, not a curated record. Bases 186 to 1262 code for a protein of 358 amino acids.